UCUAGAAACAACUUAAUCAUGAGUGGAAGAGGCAAAACCGGCGGAAAGAGCAGAGCAAAGGCAAAGUCCCGCUCCUCCCGUGCCGGACUCCAGUUCCCAGUCGGUCGUGUCCACAGACUGCUGCGUAAAGGAAACUAUGCCCAGCGUGUCGGUGCUGGUGCACCCGUCUACCUGGCCGCCGUGCUGGAGUACCUGACCGCUGAGAUCCUGGAGUUGGCUGGAAACGCUGCCCGUGACAACAAGAAGACUCGUAUCAUCCCCCGUCACCUGCAGCUGGCUGUCCGCAACGACGAGGAGCUCAACAAGCUGCUGGGAGGAGUGACCAUCGCUCAGGGAGGAGUGCUGCCCAACAUCCAGGCUGUCCUGCUGCCCAAGAAGACCGAGAAGGCUGCCAAGAAGUAAACACGCACCAAGGACUUCUAACAAACACAAAGGCUCUUUUAAGAGCCACCACACUCCAACAAAAGAGAUCUAUUCCUGUUUCAUGAUUACACAAGUGUUACUAAACUUUACCUCUCUUUUGAGGGAGCUCUUAAACACUGAAGGUUCAGUAAAUUGAAUUAUUGCUAUUA
Molecule: messenger RNA, 572 nt
Organism: Notolabrus celidotus (New Zealand spotty)
Lineage: Eukaryota; Metazoa; Chordata; Actinopteri; Labriformes; Labridae
Product: histone H2A-like
Exons: 1
Coding region: 19-402 (127 amino acids)
Cellular component (GO): nucleosome
Molecular function (GO): structural constituent of chromatin; protein heterodimerization activity; DNA binding
Source: RefSeq, a predicted model, not a curated record